AUGGACUCACCACACCAUGAUUAUCUUACUUCUCCCGCCAAACGGCGCAAACCGAAUCCGCCGCGAGAAAUCGGCGUGAUGAGGAAAUCCUCCGUUGACAAUGGCUCCGCCACCUUCCUCGGCAGCUCAAGCGGCAUUCAUUUCAUCCGCACUGUCUACAACUCAUUUGCCCGUCGCUCAGCACACCUGAGCCAGUCCCAGAGGGCACAGGAGAACCUAGUCCCCGGUGAAGAUGACCAAUUACUCCAGAGCCCGGCGCACGACGCGCAGGCAGUGAAGAACGAGCUGUGGGCGCCGCAGGAGCUGGACCACCGGCUCCGAACGGCUUCAUUUGAACAGCUUGUGCAAUGGACGAGGAGUUACUUUGAAUGUUGGCAUCCGAUGUUUCCGUUCCUUUCUGGUCCGAGGUUCCUUGAGCUACUGGAGCGCAUUAGCCAGGAUGGGUUGGACGGCGCAAAGACCACGGACGUGAUUCUCGUCCGGUCCAUCAUAUCCAUUUCUCUUAUGGAUGGCCGUCAGGUGGAUGCUGCGAGGAGUACGCAUGUGCCCGCCAAGCUGGUCUUUCGCACAGUCGAUCAGGCAAUGGAAAGCCUACACACGCUUUUCUGUGACCCGCCUACGAUAUCUAUCCUCCAGGCGGCUUUUAGCGUGGCAUUGUUCCUCGCUUCGCUGUUGCGAUUGAAUGCUGCCUCGCGGAUCGGUGGCGCUAUAACGCGCACCGCAUUCCAUCUCGGUCUACAUCGAUGUCCGGCACGAUUCGCCUGUUUUAGCCCAGAAGAAGCUGCAGUCCGACAGCGAUUAUUCUGGUCGAUCUACUGCCUAGAAAGAUACCUCUCCCAAUCCCUGGGUAUUCCACUGAGCAUCCGAGACGAUGACAUCGAUGUGUGUUACCCAGGGAUAGAAAGACACGGUGAAGGGGUAUACGAUCCAAAUCUCCGCUUGCUUACUUAUCUGGCUAAAUUCGCCCGCGUAAGAGGUUUAGUCGUCGAGCUCCGCAAUAAGUCCAUCCUCCACAGCCAAGAAACCUCCAACACUGCCACUCAAGUGAACGGGGAGCUCGCUCACUGGUGGAACGAAGUCUACGAUGAUGCUUACCCGGUGGAAGAGGACCCGGGAGUUUCGCCACUUCAUCGUCUACUGCUGAUCGUCUUCCGCCAUGAGUCUAUCAUCUCGAUGAACAGGCCACUCCUGGCGGCCGAGCAGUCAUCGCCAGAGUACAAGACGGCAUUGCAGGUUUGUAUUGAGUCGUCUAGAUCACUGAUUACGGCCCUCAGGGGCUAUGUCCUGCCCGGUGGUCAGGGAACGGUGCCGCUGGUAUGGCCGUCGUUCACAUGGGCCGUCUGGAUGAGCUGCUUGAUCCUAGUAUAUGCAGCAUGGGAAGGGGAUUUUCCCGUGCUAUCCGCUUCACGAUACGCCAAAACCGGCCUCUCCAUCCUCCAAAACCUAUCCCUGAGAGGAAACACCUGGUCGCAGACCUGCAUCGAAGCUAUCCGCGAUCUAGAAUCUGCCCUGUCCAACCCGCCGCCAACGCCCCUAACCGACAACCGACCAGCAAGCCUAGGACCGGCAGAAGACAGAGCCCCAGAUUUCCCCACUAACAUUGCCGAGGACCCCAGGUUAGCUCCGCAGUAUCACCCUUCGGUUGUGUUUGGAGACUCAUCGAUCAAUAACCUGCCGUUUACGUAUCCCUUUCCAGACCCCGGAGAUUUUGAAUCCGGGUGGAAUGACCUGUGGACCGUUGCGGAUGGGCCCUGGUUAAUCGAGGAGAACUUCGAUCAAAAUCUCGGGUUUCAGAUUUAG
Aspergillus bombycis is the source of this 1800-nucleotide messenger RNA. Its product is annotated as CeGAL family transcription factor. Gene Ontology annotation, biological process: DNA-templated transcription. The transcript has 3 exons. The coding region runs from base 1 to 1800 and encodes 599 amino acids. Gene Ontology annotation, molecular function: zinc ion binding; DNA binding. Lineage: Eukaryota; Fungi; Ascomycota; Eurotiomycetes; Eurotiales; Aspergillaceae. The record is from RefSeq and is a predicted model, not a curated record.